AAUGACAGAUGCAAAUGUAAAUCAGACACUAUUGGCAAAUAUGUUUGAUUCAGACUUUCAAUCGCAUCUUAAAGCAACUGACGUACUAAGUGAGGACUUGGACAGUAACAGAAAUGGAACAGUUGCCAAUUUGGAUCUCAUAUUGAAAUGGUUCUCGCUGCGAUUCUUUAACACAAAGACGUCAGUUUUGUUAGAAGGACUGACAUAUUUGCGGGCUGUUUUUACCGAAUUGAUUCCACGAGAAUAUGUGUUGUCUGAUUAUGAGGCAUCAUGCUUCGUUCCGUAUCUGAUUCCGAAGAUUGGAGAUCGUACGGAUACUGUCCGAGAACUGCUCAGCCUUAUCAAACUGGUGUAUCCAGCUGAAAAUUUUUUUGCAAUUAUGAUGAAAAGUUUGAAGUCAAGCCAAAAUGCAACAGCGCGCGCUGGUGAGUAA
Zootermopsis nevadensis is the source of this 433-nucleotide messenger RNA. Lineage: Eukaryota; Metazoa; Arthropoda; Insecta; Blattodea; Termopsidae. The record is from RefSeq and is a predicted model, not a curated record.